This is a messenger RNA of Gongylonema pulchrum, 918 nucleotides long. NCBI's taxonomy places the organism in Eukaryota, Metazoa, Nematoda, Chromadorea, Rhabditida, Gongylonematidae. The record is from the annotation of a GenBank genome assembly.
AUGGUUUUGCCUAAAAUUACAGGUUGUCUAAUUUAUGGAAUGGACAAGAAACGAAAACAGUUCGGGACGCGUUAUUUAACCGAUGAAUCGGAAGUUUUCAUGCAUAAUGCAUGGGAUGAUGUGCGCUGGAAUUCGGAGCAAGAAGCCGAAGCGCAUCGUCGAAUCGUGGGACAGAAGCAAGCCAUCGUUACAGUGGAAGAAGCCGAAAUGCUGCGCAAAAACCCAGCGGAACAAUGGGAAAUUUUCUACCGAAAGCAUAGCAAUAAAUUUUUUAUGAAUCGAAAUUGGCUCCUGACAGAGUUUCCCGAACUGAAUGUUGAGCAGAGGGAAUCUGCCGAACCAUUACGUAUUUUGGACGUUGGAUGCGGUGUGGGCAAUGCGACAAUACCACUUCUUCAAGCAUUUGCGCACUCGGAUCAAAUUUUUGUUUAUGCUUGUGACUAUUCACAGGAAGCUAUUGGUAUUUUAAAACAGCUCACGGAUGACCAACGCUGUAAACCGUUUGUUUGGGAUAUAACGGGACAGAUGACGGAUGUGGUACCUGCGGGAUCUUUGGACGUGAUCCUUUGUAUAUAUGUGCUAUCUGCACUUCCACCUGAAAAACAUCGACAAGCGGUUGAAAAUUUGUCGAAAUUGUUGAAACCUGGAGGUGCUCUUUUAUUGAAAGACUAUGCGCAAUUUGAUAUGACACAAUUACGGUUCAAGAAAAAUCGCCUAAUCGAUGAGAAUUUUUAUCGACGUGGUGAUGGUACACUGGUUUAUUUUUUCACACAAGAAGAACUGCACCGGCUGUUCACUGAAGCAGGACUGGAAAAAGUUGUGAAUAUACUCGAUCGAAGGCUGAUUGUUAAUAGGGCCAAGUUAGUGAAAAUGUAUCGUAUGUGGGUGCAAUGCAAAUAUGUUAAGAGUGCUAGGUAA